Molecule: messenger RNA, 682 nt
Organism: Panthera uncia (snow leopard)
Lineage: Eukaryota; Metazoa; Chordata; Mammalia; Carnivora; Felidae
Product: estrogen receptor-like
Exons: 5
Coding region: 1-606 (201 amino acids)
Source: RefSeq, a predicted model, not a curated record
AUGUCUACAGAAGGACAAGAAAAACUCCCUUCUAGUGUGCUGUCCCUCCUUAAGGCCAAGUCACCCUUUGGUUGUGACCACUAUCUCAUCCCCCUGUUUAGCAACACAGAGAUUCCCCUCUGCUUCGGUAGAGCUUCCACGAAGCCAGAUAUGGCAGUAAAACCAACAUGCACUGUGGGGACCUAUCUAGAAAACCAGUUGCCAUGGCCGACGUCAGAAAAGUUACUGCCUGUGUCCUCUUUGAAGAACUCUGUAUUUAACAUGGCAUAUUUUGGAAUUGAACAGAACCAGGGAAAAUGUGUAGAGGGGAUGGUGGAGAUCUUUGACAUGUUGCUGGCUACGUCAUCUCGAUUUCGCAUGAUGAAUCUCCAGGGAGAGGAGUUCGUGUGUCUCAAAUCCAUCAUUUUGCUUAAUUCUGGAGUGUACACAUUUCUGUCCAGCACCCUGAAGUCUCUGGAAGAGAAGGACCAUAUCCAUCGUGUCUUGGACAAGAUCACAGACACCUUGAUCCACCUGAUGGCCAAAGCGGGCCUGACUCUGCAGCAGCAGCACCGGCGUCUGGCCCAGCUCCUCCUCAUCCUGUCCCACAUCAGGCACAUGAGGUGAGGCAUCCUUGGGUCCCCCCCGGGAGCCCCAUAACGAACACAAGCCCUCAAACGUGCUACCGCUGGGCCGGGAAGGG